Triticum urartu is the source of this 5330-nucleotide messenger RNA. Its product is annotated as putative disease resistance protein RGA4. The record is from RefSeq and is a predicted model, not a curated record. NCBI's taxonomy places the organism in Eukaryota, Viridiplantae, Streptophyta, Magnoliopsida, Poales, Poaceae. Gene Ontology annotation, molecular function: ADP binding.
AGGAAAGGAAGGAAGAAAGCAGGCCGCACUUUCUCCUUUCCGUCACCUCUCCAGUCCACUCCAUUCGCAGUCCUCUCCAAUCCAUCCAUCCACACCCAGCGGCAGCGGCGACUGACCUCCAAGCUGCCCGCCCGCCACUUUACAUCCUCGCAGCCCAAUCCAUUCCACCCCGCCUUCUGCUGCUGCUGCUUCCUCCCUCUUCACCACUACUCCGGCGAGGCCAGGCAGAGUGUCUGCACGGCAGUGCAGAGAGACGAUGCAGGCGGCUCUCGGCCCGGCGGCCACGCUCCUCGGCAAGGUGUUCACGAUGCUGUCCGCCGUCCCGGUGGCGGCGUACGUGGACAGCCUCAAGCUCGGCCACAACUCGGAGCAUAUCAAGGACAAGCUGCUGCAGACGCAAGGCCUGCUGCACAACGCCCAGGCCCAGGGGAGCCACCUCGGCGACAACCCUGCCCUGCAGCGCUUGCUGGAGAAGCUGAGCAGGGACGCCGACCAGGCAGAGGACCUGUUGGAUGAGGUCCACUACUUCCAGAUCCAUGACAAGCUCCAUGGCACCACCUACGCCACCACCCAAGAGGCCGGCCAUCAAGCUCUCCACGCCGGUAGUGCUAUUCGCCACUUGUUCCGGUGUUUUUCUUGCUCGCCUACACCCAAGAGCAAGAGCGAUGGUAGUGAUGAUGAUGCUGCUGCUGUUGCCGGUGCACCACGCCACGUCACCAACACCCUAGGCACCUUGCUCCACUGCUUUUCUUGCUCCCCCUGUACACCCAAGAGCAAGAGGAAUGGUGGGAUUGAUGCUGCUGCUGCUGCUGCUGCUAGUGCUGAUGGUGGUGAUGCUGCUGCUGUUUCUGUUGCCGGCGUCACCAACUCCAAUUCUGCUAGUGCUGAUGAUGGUGACACGCUGCAUUUCGACAGAGUGUCCAUGUCCAGAAAAAUCAAGUCCCUAUUACAGGGCAUGCAGUCACACUGUGAUUCCGUCUCCAAUUUGCUCGGCAAUAUCCCAACCAGCAGCAACACGACAGUGACAGUCGUCCAAGACCGGCCUCAGACUGCUUCCAUGAUUAUACAAGAUACAUUGUAUGGCAGGAAAGGCAUUUUUGAGGAAACUGUCAGUCGUAUCACCGCUGCCACAAACAUUGUUUCUGUACUUCCUAUAGUUGGUCCUGGGGGUAUUGGGAAGACAACUUUCACCACUCACCUCUACAAUGAUGCAAGGACUCAAGAACACUUCCAAGUCAGGGUCUGGGUAUGUGUAUCCACUGAUUUCGAUGUGCUUAAGCUCACCAGGGAGAUCCUUGGCUGCAUACCUGCAACUGAAGAAGAAAGAAACAGCGGUGUUGCAAAUGAAACAACCAAUUUAGACCAGCUUCAGAAAUCCAUAGCACAACGUAUCAAGUCCAAGAGGUUUCUGCUUGUCUUGGAUGAUAUAUGGAAAUGUGACAGUCAGGACCAGUGGAAAACCCUGUUAGCUCCGUUCACAGAGGGGGAAGCCAAAGGAAGCAUGGUACUUGUCACUACUCGAUUCCCAAAGAUAGCAGACAUGGUGAAAACAGUUGAUCCACUGGAGCUGCGAGGUUUGGAGCCUAAUGACUUCUUCACAUUCUUUGAAGCAUGUAUAUUUGGUGCAGACAACAAGCCCGAGCAUUAUGAAGAUGAGUUUGCUGGUAUUGCACGAAAAAUUGCAAACAAGCUAAAGGGUUCCCCGUUGGCAGCCAAAACAGUUGGUAGACUAUUGCAUAAGCACCUUUCUCGGGAACAUUGGAAUGGAGUUCUUGAAAAGCAUCAGUGGCUAAAGCAGCAAAAGAAUGACGAUAUCAUGCCAUCUUUGAAGAUUAGCUACGAUUGCCUCCCUUUUGUUCUGAAGAAAUGCUUUUCCUAUUUUGGCCUUUUCCCUGAAGAUCAUAGGUUUACUUCUUCAGAAAUCAAUCAUUUCUGGGUUGCAAUAGGCAUCAUAGACUCUAAUCACCAAGCUGAUAGGAACUACUUGGAAGAACUAAUGGACAAUGGUUUUCUCAUGAAGGAACCAGUGGACAAUGGUCAUCGGUACUGCUAUGUAAUGCAUGAUUUAAUGCAUGAGCUAUCUAAGAUUGUUUCUGCACAAGAAUGCCUCAAUAUAAGUGACUUAGAUUUCAGAGCUGAUGCCAUCCCACAAUCUGUUCGCCACUUAUCUAUCAACAUAGAAGACAGAUAUGAUGCAAAUUUUGAGGAAGAAAUGUGUAAACUGGGGGAGAGGAUAGAGAUUGCUAAUCUACAGACUUUGAUGAUUUUUAGAGAAUAUGAAGAAAGAAUCGCCAAGAUUUUGAAAGAUAGCUUCAAGGAAAUAAACUGUCUGCGUGUUCUGUUUGUAGUGGUGAAGUCUGCACAAUCUUUUCCAUAUAGGUUUUCAAAACUUAUCCACCUCCAGUACCUCAAAAUUAAUUCAUCUCACAGGGAAAUGAGUUUACCUCGUACACUAUCAAGAUUUUAUCACUUGAAAUUCUUGGACCUAGAUGGUUGGCAUGGUCGUUCUUAUUUGCCUCAAGACUUCAGCAACCUUGAGAAUUUACAUGAUUUCCAUGGUAGAAGUGAACUCCACUCCAACAUUCGCAAUGUCGGAAAGAUGAAGCAUCUGCAGGAGCUAAAAGAUUUCCAUGUCAAGAAGGAGAGCAUGGGAUUUGAACUCACAGAACUUGGGGCAUUGUCAGAGCUUGAAGGAGGACUGAUUAUACGUGGUCUUGAACACGUGGCAAACAAGGAGGAAGCCGUUGCAGCAAAACUGUUAUUGAAAAGGAAUCUGAAGGAGUUGAAAUUAUUCUGGGGCAGAGACCAACCAACUACAGAUGCUGAUAUUCUUGAUGCUCUUCAACCACACUCUAAUCUUAGAGUACUUACAAUUGCAAAUCAUGGUGGUACCGUUGGUCCUAGCUGGUUGUGUAUUGACAUCUGGUUCACAAGUUUAGAGACUCUCACUCUAGAAGGUGUAUCUUGGAGCACCCUCCCACCUUUUGGGAAGCUACCAAAUCUCAAGGAACUCUAUUUGAUUAAAGUUUCUGGAAUGCAUCAGUUUGGGCUUCAAUGUGGUGGCGCUCCAGGAAAAUGUUUUAUGCGCUUGAAGAGAGUUGGGUUGCAUGAUUUGCCAGACCUUGCUGAAUGGGUUGUGGAACCUAAUUGCCAUUCCUUUCCAAGUAUUGAAGAAAUAGAUUGCUUCAGUUGUCCCAAUCUCCGUGUGAUGCCCUUGUCGGAGGUAUCUUGCACCAAUUUGCGCAGCCUUCAUGUUUCUGGGUGCCCCAAGAUGUCUCUGCCCUCCAUGCCUCACACCUCCACACUGACAGAUCUGCAUGUUGGAAUAGGUGAUUCAGAAAGGUUGCGUUAUCAUGGAAAGAAAUUGGUUGUUAGUGGGUAUGGCGGUGCUUUGGCCUCCCACAAUCUGGAUAAAGUAGAAGAUAUGAUUGUCACAAGAUGCGACGGUUUGUUCCCUGAAGAUUUGGAUGGCAGUUUUGUCUUCCGUUCAGUUAAGAAUCUCACAUUACAUGUAUCUCGUCUUACCAGCAGCAAAUCAUCAUCGUCAAAAGUGUUAAACUGUUUCCCAGCUCUUUCUGUGUUGCACAUAGAUCACUGUGAGGAGGAAUGUGUAAUGCAGUUCCCAUCAUCCAGCUCACUGCAGGAACUUACCUUCCGGGACUGUAGGAGGCUGGUUCUUGUGCCUGUGGAGAAGGAGAAUGGAGGCGGAAUUCAGGAGGACAACUCAUUGCUCCAAUCAUUAACAAUAUUCAAUUGUGGUCGAUUUUUCUGUCGGUGGCCCAUGGGAAAGGGAGAAUCAGAGACCAUUUGCCCUUUCCCUGCUUCCCUGAGGGAACUUGAUGUUGACUAUGAGCCAAGCAUGAAGUCAAUGGCUCUGCUCUCAAACCUCACGUCUCUCACCACUCUAAGCCUAAGAAAGUGCAGUAAUUUAACAGUGGACGGAUUCAAUCCUCUCAUCGCAGUCAACCUCACCAAGCUGCAAGUGUUUGAGUGCAACACCUUAGCAGCAGAUAUGCUCUCCGAGGUGGCCUCUCAGAGGGCCAAAUUAUUGCCUGCAGGUUACAUCUCUAGAUUGGAGGUACUCAUCAUGGAAGACAUCUGUGGAUUGCUUGUUGCUCCUAUUUGCAAUCUCCUCGCCCCAGCCCUCCACACACUUGUAUUUGGUUCUGAUGGGAGGAUGGAAAGCUUCACGGAAGAGCAGGAGAAAGCGCUGCAGCUCCUCACCUCCCUCCAGCAUCUAGCAUUUUCCAAAUGCGGGGUUCUGCAGUCCCUUCCUCAAGGGUUACAUCCCUUUCUUCUCUCAAGGAGUUAUGUGUCAUUGGGUGUCCAAAUAUCCGAUCGCUGCCCAAGGAGGGCCUCCCGCUUUCGCUGAGAACACUCGCAGUCGCCUCCAGCACUGAGAUAUACGAGCAAAUUGAGAAAAUCAAAAGAACCAACCCAGAUUUAUCCGUCUUGUAUUGCUAACUACACCCAAGACUACUAGCAGGUUCCACUGUUGCAAUCAAUCUUUUGUGCACACAGGUUGUGAAACCUGCACAUUAAUCAGCAGGUCAGGUGCGAGAUACAACCUACCGACUCUUCAUUCUGCAACGCAACACUAGCUGUGAACUCUUCAUUCUGCUGCAUGAUCUGCCGACCUAGCAAUUAGAGUGCAUUAGUGAAUGUUGCACUUGGUGGUCUUCAAUACAAACGUGGAGUUCUGCGGUGGUUUUCUUGUUGAAGGGUUUUCCAAGGUCAGCAGACAGCAGGCCAUUACUUGCUCUCUUUUUUUUGAAAAAAAAAACAAAACAAAACAAGCAGAACAAACAAAGUCCCAGUAGUGAAUUGAAUUUCACAGCUGAUUCAGAGCAAACAAACAAACAGAAGAGAAGUGAAGCAAUUGUCUGUGUUGAUAAGCUGAAAGAAUAGAAUAUCGACCUAAGUGAUGGUUCCUUCCUUUAAACAAGACAAGUGGGCUUUAAUUUGUGGAUGCAGCAGCAAGCAGAGCAGAACAGAGCAGAGCAUUCCAAGAAGGGACAUCCAAGAUCCAAAGUGUGCCAAGGUGUGAGAUGGUGGUUAUUGGGAUUCAGCAUCAGCCUCGCACGCACCACUUGACAAGAAACUUUUGUGUAUUCGCCUCUGUAGAUUAAAUGAAAUUGGUACGGCAGUAGAAUUGUGUUUUUUUCUAGAUCAAGGGAUACAUACAUACCUACGUACGUACAUGGGAUUUGGGAGGACUGCAAUGUUGGAACCAAAGGAUCAAACAAUAGUGAACCGAGGUGUAAGACGAGGUUUCAGAAAACUCCCGCAGCUUUUUUGUUUCUUUCACUGAAUUUAUUUAUUCAGAGUUA